Equus caballus (horse) is the source of this 3499-nucleotide messenger RNA. RefSeq names its product phospholipase A2 group XIIA (gene PLA2G12A). Gene Ontology annotation, cellular component: extracellular region. NCBI's taxonomy places the organism in Eukaryota, Metazoa, Chordata, Mammalia, Perissodactyla, Equidae. The record is from RefSeq and is a predicted model, not a curated record. Gene Ontology annotation, molecular function: calcium ion binding; A2-type glycerophospholipase activity. Gene Ontology annotation, biological process: lipid catabolic process; phospholipid metabolic process; arachidonate secretion.
UCCGCACGGCGCCCCGUCCCCUCGCUCAGCACCGCGCCCGCGCCCCGCCCCCUCAACCCUUUCCGCGCCCCGCAUCCCCGCCCUGCCCUCGGACGCGCCCAGCUCCGGCGCAGGCGCACAAGGCGCCGCCGACCGGAAGAGCGCGUGCGCCCGCGGGAGCCCUGCUCGCGGGCGGCCAGGAGGCGUGGGCGUGGAGCCGGCCGCCCAGCGAGAAGCCCCGGGGCCGGCGCGGCCCGGCGCGGCGCGGAUGGCCCUGCUCCUCCUGCUUCUCCUGCCGGCCGCGGUCGGGGGCCAGGAGCAGGCCCAGGCCACCGACUGGAGGGCCACCCUCAAGACCAUCCGGAACGGCGUGCACAAAAUAGACACCUACCUGAACGCCGCCCUGGACCUGCUGGGGGGCGAGGACGGGCUGUGCCAGUACAAGUGCCGCGACGGAUCUAAGCCUGUCCCACGUUAUGGUUAUAAACCCUCCCCACCAAAUGGAUGUGGCUCUCCACUGUUUGGUGUUCAUCUUAACAUCGGCAUCCCCUCCCUGACGAAGUGCUGCAACCAGCACGACCGCUGCUAUGAGACCUGCGGCAAAAGCAAGAACGACUGCGAUGAGGAGUUCCAGGAUUGCCUCUCAAAGAUCUGCCGGGACGUGCAGAAGACACUGGGCCUGGCUCAGCACGUGCAGGCCUGUGAGACAACAGUGGAGCUCCUGUUUGACAGUGUCAUCCACUUAGGCUGCAAGCCGUACCUGGACAGCCAGCGUGCCGCGUGUAGGUGUCGCUAUGAAGAGAAAACUGAUCUUUAAAGAAGAUGCUGACAGGUGGUGAUAGCGGUUGAGGACGGAGGAACGUACCCAGUGACAAAGAACUAAUGUUUUUACAGCAUAACACCGCCUUAUUUUUGUGAAAGGAUUAUUUUAAGACCUUGUUUUGACAUUAAAACUUCAAACUAAAGAAAAAAGGGGAGGUUAUCUUCCUGGAUGUUGCUCCCAGUGGGCCCUGUUGUCUUGACCAGUGUCAGAAAGAGGUGCGUGUUAAGGGGAGAAUUUUGAAAGAAAGAGUCUGUAACUCACUUUUCACAACCAUAUUUACCCAAAAAAUGAGGUCAACGUAAAAUUCAUCAAAUAGUAUGUUCAACAUUAUUUUAUUUGGAAAUAUCAGGAGGUCUUCACUUAGAAGUAUAUUUGUUUACUAUAAAAUUUCAAGUAUACAUUUAUGCCUGGAAGGAUCUGACUUUAUUUUUUCUCUGUUUUAAUUAACACAUAAUCGACUCGUUUUGUGUAGCCCAUUGAGUAUAUGAAUGUCAUACUUCUUUAAUGACAGGACCAGUUACAAGAACAAGGUUUCCAUGUCUGUUUCUCUUGUAAAAUUGGAACCAUCAGCUGGUGACCUCUUGGGGACCAAAAUCCAGGGUAUCUAGGUAUAUGUAGUGUGCCUAGAAGGUGAUGCAAACCAAAUUCGGAAGCACAGCCACUCCCAAUUUAUGAACCACUCAUAUGACAGAUAUCGUCUUUUGCUGCAACCUUUGCCUAAAUUGGAGAAAAGAUGGAUUUAAUGAGACCAAUGAAAAGUUGUUUAACACACAUCAGAGCAUUGUAUGGGUUAUGGGUUACAGCCCAGGAUCCCAAGCGUAUAUAUCUUUUGGGUAACCUUUGACCAAAGUUAUUAAGAAAAACUGCUUGGAAAGUCAGGAAGACAGGAACAGGGGAAGUGGUUCUGUUUAAGUCAUUACAGGCAGACCUGGGAAGAGGGAAAAAUAUUUUCUGGAGAAAGGGCCACAUUUGUAAUGGAGUAUCUCUCCUUGCUGAGAACCCAGUAGCUCACCAACUGAGACGUGGCAGCUGUUCUGCUCAGAGGCGUGUCCUCUGUCUGACAAGGCGAGUGUAACCCUCAUGGCCAGGUGAGCAAAUGAGCAAACUGGCCUCCACUUUAAAUGUUUAGAACCCUUAAGUGAUACUUUUCAGACUUUUAAAAAGGUACAGUUUUAUAAGCCAUUAUCAAUAUUUAAUAUUUAUCAAUAUUUACUAUUGAAAUACCUGACAUGAUGAAUUAAUAAAUUAAAGGUAACAUCAUAAAUUCAUGGAUUUUCUUGGCAGCAUUGACUUUCUGGAGAGGACACACUCAAAAUGUUUUUGUAAAAUAUUUAAUUCAUGGUUAUAAAUUAUACAGAAAUCAGUAGAAGCUGUUUUUAUAUGUUAACAUGUUUGUUUUUUUAACUUGUUAACUUGGAAUCAUUUUAGAUUUACACUAAAGUUGCAAAGAUAGUAUAGAGACUUACCCCUAACGUUAACGUUUUACGGAACUGUGAAACAUUUGUUAAGAAGCCAACACUGGUGAUGGCUGUUAACUAACCUCUAGACUUGACUUGGAUUGUACUGGUUUUCCCCUCAGGACCCAGGAGGAAAACACAUUGCAUUUGGUCAUCGGGUCCGAUUAGCUCUGCUCUCACGUCACGGCUCCUCAGUCCUUCCUUGUUUUUCAUAACCGUGACAGUUUUGAGGAGGACUGGUCAGGUGUUUUGUAGACGGUCCCUCAGUUUGGGUUUCUCUGAUGUUUUCUUCAUGAUUGAACUGGGGUCAUGGAUUUUUAGGAAGAAAACCACGGCUGAAAGGUUCUUCUGGCCGCAUCGUAUCAGCGUUGAAUGCUGUGGGCUUGUGUUAACUCUGGGCGCUGGGUCAGGUGGUGUCUGUUGGGUCCUCCAUGUAGAGGCACUGUGUCCCUUUCCAUCCUUCUGUUCUUUGGAAGCCUGUCACCAAGUGCAGUCGGUGGGAGGUGGGCAAGAUUAUUUAUGUUCCGCCUCCUGGAAGGGGGAGUGUCUUUAUGUAGUACUUGGAACUCUUCUUUAAGAAAGAUUUCUCUCUCGCCCGUUUAUUUAUUCAAUUAUUUAUAUCAGUAUGGACUCGUGUAUUUCUUUUAUACCUUGGGUAAUAUUUAUUUUGUUGCUCAGUCGUUCCGGCUUGGCUAUUGGGAGUUAUGUCAGGUUGGCUCCUGUGUCUUUGACGUGUCCCAUCCUUUUGAUUUUUGAGCACUUCCAUGCUUUUCUAACAAGAAAGUAGGAAAGUUGGUUCAGGCUCAUCUUGUAUAGCCCCAGCCCUCGAAUCAGCCUCUUCUCCAGGGAGCCCUGGUUCCCUUCCUUGGAGAAUGGUUUCCAGUGGGACUUAGACACCAAGAUCUGGGCACUGGGAUGCGCUCCUUGCUCCUGAGGAGUCACUGCUUCCAGACCCGCCCAGCAGACAGAGCUAGGAAAUGAGUGUGUAUAUGAACCCAUGGAUGUGUGCAUAUCUGUAAUUAUUUCUGUAUGUGUAUAUAUAUUAAGCUGAGCAUGAGUUCGUACUGAUGUCCUCACUCAAAUCCUGUACCACAUGGCAUAUAUUUAGAUUUAGGGAUGGUAUUUUCCCUAGCCACAGAAUAAAAUUUAAAAACAAGCAAAAUGCCCCCCAAAACUAGCAGCUCUUUACAAGAAAUGUGAUAUUGAUAUUUUAAAGUAAUAAAACUGUAUUACCUGUAAA